AAACAAUAUUUUUUUUGGCAGAAAUUUUUAUAAUUUUUCUCUUACCUGGCUAUUACAGAGCAAUUAUAAUCCAAUUCAUAUAGUACCAUUAUCAUGGGCUUUGCCUCUUUAUGGUUAUUUAAUGCCAGUAAUUGUGGCUAUCACUUUUGCUACAAACUCAUUUAUUGUUCUCGUACUAUCUCAGAAACUCCCUCGUUCACCAACGAAUUUCGUUCUUUUGGCUAUGGCUGUCUCUGAAUUACUUACAGGAUUUUCUUGUCUUCCUUGGCUUUUAUAUUAUUAUACAUUACGUGGAUUCAGUACAGACCAGGAAAUGGGUUUGCCUCCUUUCUGGUGUUGCAUGUUUCCAUUUAUGGCUUUUAUCUUACCAUCAGUGUUUCACACUGCUGCUAUCUGGUUAACAGUAUAUCUCGCAGUACAGCGAUAUAUUUAUAUUUGCUUGCCAAAAUAUGUGGGCAAUCACUGUUCAUUAAAAAGAACCAAACAGGUUAUAUUUACAAUAUGUGUAGCAGCAGUUUUGUUUUAUGCACCAGAUACAUUUGCUAUGUAUAAUAAAUCAUUUGCAACUGUCGACAAAAAUGAUAAUUCGCUUAUUCGAUACUGUGUUCGAAUGAAGUCAUCAUUUAUUAACUUUAUCGGCAAUGAUGCUUAUCACUUCUUUAUUUAUGGUUUACAUACAGCACUUAUACAUAUAUUACCAUGUAUUUUAUUGGUUACUUUUACAUGGAAAUUAAUUCGUGCUAUAAGAUUUGCGGACGAAAGAUAUGCUACCUUAAUAUCAAAUUUAACGAGUCUUAAUGAAGAAAUUUCUCAAGAAAAUGAUCCAAUAAAUUCACCAAUGGGUGAAUUCUUAAAACCAGAGAAAGAUCAACAAAAAAAGAAAAAGGGUUCAUGCAGCAAUAGUGCACUUAUCGAAUCAAAAAGGGUCCAAGGUCUUAAGCAGACUACUCGAAUGUUAAUAGUUGUUAUUUUGUUAUUUCUGGUGACUGAAAUCCCAGCGGCAAUGAUAUUUGCGACUCAUGUCGGAACUGUUGCAUUGCGAAUUAAUGCUAUAUUAAAAUAUUAUGACGUCAUUAAUAAACUUCUUAUCAUAAGAAAUAUAUUGAUUGUGAUAUCUUAUCCUUUUCGUUUUGCGAUAUACUGUGGCAUGUCACAACAAUUUCGUGAAGCAGCGCAAAAAAUGUUUGUCGGAAAGGUUAGAGUAAACCUGCUAUUAUGUCAAAAAUCCGGGUGGUUACUAGAGACCCGCCUGUAA
Messenger RNA from Dracunculus medinensis (Guinea worm), 1255 nucleotides. The record is from the annotation of a GenBank genome assembly. Lineage: Eukaryota; Metazoa; Nematoda; Chromadorea; Rhabditida; Dracunculidae.